AACCCACUGGACUUGUGACGUUUACCAGACAGUGUCUGCAGGAAUUUCCAGAGUGGGAAAGAUCUCAGAAAAAAAUGCCCAGGUUGCAUGUCACCUAUGAAGGGACGAUUGAGAGCAACGGGCAAGGGAUGCUCCAGGUUGACUUUGCCAACCGCUUUGUCGGAGGGGGCGUCACUGGCGCAGGAUUGGUGCAAGAAGAGAUCCGCUUCUUAAUCAAUCCAGAAUUGAUAGUCUCUCGUCUCGUGACGGAGGUCCUGGAUCACAACGAGUGUCUGAUCAUCACGGGGACUGAACAGUACAGUGAAUAUACUGGCUAUGCAGAAACCUACCAGUGGGCCAGGAGCCAUGAAGAUGACACGCCCAG
Molecule: messenger RNA, 364 nt
Organism: Protobothrops mucrosquamatus (brown spotted pit viper)
Lineage: Eukaryota; Metazoa; Chordata; Lepidosauria; Squamata; Viperidae
Product: poly(ADP-ribose) glycohydrolase-like
Exons: 4
Biological process (GO): nucleotide-sugar metabolic process; ATP generation from poly-ADP-D-ribose; regulation of DNA repair
Cellular component (GO): cytoplasm; nucleus
Molecular function (GO): poly(ADP-ribose) glycohydrolase activity
Source: RefSeq, a predicted model, not a curated record